Molecule: messenger RNA, 3207 nt
Organism: Dipodomys spectabilis (banner-tailed kangaroo rat)
Lineage: Eukaryota; Metazoa; Chordata; Mammalia; Rodentia; Heteromyidae
Gene: Pde10a
Product: phosphodiesterase 10A
Exons: 22
Coding region: 1-3207 (1068 amino acids)
Biological process (GO): negative regulation of receptor guanylyl cyclase signaling pathway; signal transduction
Molecular function (GO): protein binding; 3',5'-cGMP-stimulated cyclic-nucleotide phosphodiesterase activity
Source: RefSeq, a predicted model, not a curated record
AUGGCCAGCCCAGGGGAGCCGCUCGCUCCCCGCCCCGGGGCGGUGCGGCCGGCGGCCGGGGACGAGCCGGGCUUCGGCCGACUCUGCCUGGAGCCGCGGCGCAGUGCAGCGGGCGGGAGCGGCGCGGCCGGCGAGGGUUGCGGCGCGGGCCCGGGCCCGAUCCCCGAGCGGCCCCGCGGCGGCCCGGCGGAGAGCGCCGCGCCCCCGGCCCCCUCGCCCGCGGGCCGCGCCGGCCCCGCGGGGGUCCCGGGCGCCCUCUCCGCGCUCGGCGCCGGGGGCUGCGGCUGGGUGGCGGCCGGCGCUCCGCGCGCGCUCGCCUUCUCCUCCCCCGUCCCCGCCACCGCUCCAUUUUCCUUUUACUUCUGGCCGCCGCCCCCCCGGCCCCCUCCCCCGCCCCUCCCCCCCUCCGCGGCCUCCCCCCGCCCCGCGCGGCUCCCGGGGAGGGCGGGCGCGGCGGCGGCGGGAGGGGGCGGCGGCGAUGCUGGCGGCGGCGGAGGACGGGAGGCGGCUCCGCUGAGCGGCGGCGGCGGCGGAGGGCGGGAGGCGGCUCCGCGGAGCGUCACCCCCGGCGGCAGUCACCGCAGCGGCGGCGGGCGGCGGCGGCUCCUCCUCUCGCCCGCGCUCCAGGGCUUGCUGUUCCCAGCCCGCGCCGGGCCCCGGCCGCCGCCGCCGCCGCCGCGGCUUCCUCCCGGCCCGGCCGCGCGCCGCGCCGACCUCCGGGGCUGGCCCGGCCCCGCCGGCGGCGGCGCCCGGACUCCGCGGCGGCCCCGAGGCGCCGGCGUCGCGCUGCCGCUGCUCUUCGGCUCCGACAUGGACGAUGGACCCUCCACCAACGCGAGCUGCUUCCGAAGGCUGACCGAGUGCUUCCUGAGCCCCAGUUUGACAGAUGAAAAAGUGAAGGCAUAUCUUUCUCUUCACCCCCAGGUAUUAGAUGAGUUUGUAUCUGAAAGUGUUAGUGCAGAGACAGUAGAAAAAUGGCUGAAGAGGAAAAACAACAAACUGGAAGAUGAAUCGGCUCCUAAGGAAGUCAGCAGGUACCAAGAUACGAAUAUGCAGGGAGUGGUGUAUGAGUUGAACAGCUACAUAGAGCAGCGUCUGGACACAGGAGGGGACAACCAGCUUCUGCUGUACGAGCUCAGCAGCAUCAUCAAGAUAGCCACAAAAGCUGAUGGAUUUGCGCUGUAUUUCCUUGGAGAAUGUAAUAAUAGUUUGUGUGUGUUCACACCACCCGGGAUGAAGGAGGGCCAGCCCCGGCUCAUCCCGGCUGGACCCAUCACCCAGGGCACCACCAUCUCUGCUUACGUGGCCAAGUCCAGGAAGACGCUGCUCGUGGAGGACAUCCUCGGGGAUGAACGAUUUCCAAGAGGUACUGGGCUGGAAUCGGGAACUCGGAUCCAGUCUGUUCUGUGUUUGCCGAUCGUCACUGCGAUUGGUGACUUGAUUGGCAUCCUUGAGCUGUAUCGGCACUGGGGCAAAGAGGCCUUCUGUCUCAGUCAUCAGGAGGUUGCAACAGCAAAUCUCGCCUGGGCUUCAGUCGCCAUACAUCAGGUGCAGGUAUGCAGAGGUCUUGCCAAACAGACGGAGCUAAAUGACUUUCUACUGGAUGUAUCCAAAACAUAUUUUGAUAACAUAGUUGCAAUAGAUUCUCUACUUGAACACAUAAUGAUAUAUGCAAAAAACCUGGUGAACGCCGACCGCUGUGCCCUUUUCCAGGUGGACCAUAAAAACAAGGAGUUAUAUUCAGACCUUUUUGAUAUUGGAGAGGAAAAGGAAGGGAAACCCAUCUUCAAGAAGACCAAAGAGAUAAGAUUUUCAAUCGAGAAAGGAAUUGCUGGCCAGGUAGCACGGACGGGGGAAGUCCUGAACAUUCCGGAUGCCUAUGCGGACCCACGUUUCAACAGAGAGGUGGACUUGUACACAGGCUACACCACGCGGAACAUCCUGUGCAUGCCCAUCGUCAGCCGCGGCAGCGUGAUCGGCGUGGUGCAGAUGGUGAACAAGAUCAGCGGCAGUGCCUUCUCCAAGACGGACGAGAACAACUUCAAGAUGUUUGCUGUCUUCUGUGCGCUGGCCCUGCACUGUGCAAAUAUGUAUCACAGGAUUCGCCACUCGGAGUGCAUCUACCGGGUGACCAUGGAGAAGCUGUCCUACCACAGCAUCUGCACAGCGGAGGAGUGGCAGGGCCUCAUGCGCUUCACCCUGCCCGUGCAGCUCUGCAAGGAGAUCGAGCUAUUCCACUUUGACAUUGGUCCUUUUGAAAAUAUGUGGCCAGGGAUUUUUGUCUAUAUGAUUCACCGGUCCUGUGGGACAUCUUGCUUUGACCUCGAAAAAUUGUGUCGAUUUAUCAUGUCUGUGAAGAAGAACUACCGGCGCGUCCCGUACCACAACUGGAAGCACGCGGUCACCGUGGCGCACUGCAUGUAUGCCAUACUUCAGAACAACUACGAGCUCUUCACAGACCUGGAGCGCAAAGGGCUGCUCAUUGCCUGUCUGUGCCAUGACCUGGACCACAGAGGCUUCAGCAACAGCUACCUGCAGAAGUUCGACCACCCGCUGGCUGCACUCUACUCCACCUCCACAAUGGAGCAGCACCACUUUUCCCAGACGGUGUCCAUCCUGCAGCUUGAAGGACACAACAUCUUCUCCGCGCUGAGCUCCAGUGAGUACGAACAGGUUCUCGAGAUCAUCCGCAAAGCCAUCAUCGCCACUGACCUCGCCCUCUACUUCGGGAACCGGAAGCAGUUGGAAGAGAUGCACCAGACGGGGUCACUGAAUCUGCACAACCAGUCCCACAGAGACCGUGUAAUUGGUUUGAUGAUGACUGCCUGUGAUCUUUGCUCUGUGACCAAACUGUGGCCGGUUACAAAACUGACGGCAAAUGAUAUCUACGCAGAGUUCUGGGCCGAGGGUGAUGAGAUGAAGAAGCUGGGGAUCCAGCCCAUCCCCAUGAUGGACAGAGACAAGAGGGAUGAAGUCCCGCAAGGCCAGCUUGGAUUCUACAAUGCCGUAGCCAUUCCCUGCUACACCACCCUCACCCAGAUCCUCCCUCCGACUGAGCCUCUCCUGAAAGCGUGCAGGAACAACCUGAGCCAAUGGGAGAAGGUGAUCCGAGGCGAGGAGAGCGCGCUGUGGAUCUCCGCCCCGCCCGCCCCUGCGGGGCCCGGCCCGGCCGAGAGCGAGAGGCCUCCGGGGAAGAUGGACGACUGA